AUGGCGAGCGGGGCGAGCGGCCCGUGGAGCGAGUGGCCCGUGGAUCACUUCCUGCGCGCCGGGCGCAUCGCGGCCCGGGACGGCGCCGCCGUGCGCUGGUUCCACGCCGCCAACAGCCGCGCCCGGGCGGCGCGGGCCGCGCGAAGCGACGUGCACAUGGUGGAGGUGGAUGUUGUCCUGCGGGGAGGGGACGGGGACCCGGUCCUGGCUCACCCCCCGGACACCGACAGCGACAUCACCCUGCAGGAGUGGCUGGCGCUGAUGGCCAGCACCAACAAAGGCAUCAAGCUGGACUUUAAGAGCCUGGCCGCCGUGGGACCGUCCCUGGAGCUGCUGGGGCAGGUGGGGCAGCGCCUGGCCCGGCCCGUGUGGCUGAACGGGGACGUCGUGCCGGGGCCCCGCGGGGACCGCGCGCCGCUGGACGCCCGCGCCUUCCUGCGCGCCACCACCGCCUGCUGCCCCGAUGCCACCCUGUCCCUGGGCUGGAGCACGGGCUGCCACCGCCGCCCAGGGUACGGGUGGCCCAUGGUGCAGGAGAUGUGGCAGCUGUGCCAGCCGCUGUCCCAGCCGGUGACGUUCGCGGUCAGGGCUGCGCUGGUGCCCGACUCCCUCCCGCAGCUGCAGUGGCUGCUGCAGCAGUGCCCCAGAUACAGCCUCACUGUUUGGACAGGAAAGGAAGAUGUGUAUUCUGUAGAAGACUUGCUUCUCAUCCGAGAAAAUUUUGAUAAAAGUAGGGUUUAUUAUGACAUCUUUGAGCCACAAAAUUCUGAAUUCAAAAAAGCCAUUGGAAUAGAAUAGUGCAUGCAAAGCAGGCAAUGCUUGACCUCACAGUGCUUUAUGUUGCAAACCCCUUUAAAUGUGAGGAUUUUUUCAUUCAAAGAAAUGCACUUUCCCUGCCAGAAGCA
Molecule: messenger RNA, 905 nt
Organism: Lonchura striata (white-rumped munia)
Lineage: Eukaryota; Metazoa; Chordata; Aves; Passeriformes; Estrildidae
Gene: FAM151B
Product: family with sequence similarity 151 member B
Biological process (GO): lipid metabolic process
Molecular function (GO): phosphoric diester hydrolase activity
Source: RefSeq, a predicted model, not a curated record